AUGGAUUAUUGGAAGGCAUAUCGAACGCUAAGGCAUGCUCGCGAGUUGGUCAGGGGUAGUCCAGAGAGUGGUUAUGAGCAGCUGCCUACAUAUUUGUAUAUGAUAAAAAGGGCAAAUCCUGGAACAUUUACACAGCUUGAAGUUGAUGACGCUCAAAGAUUUAAGUACUGUUUUCUAGCAUUUGGUGCAAACAUACAGGGAUUUCCAUUCUUGAGGAAAGUGGUUGUUGUGGAUGGUACUUUUUUACAAGGAAAAUACUUAGGGACACUUCUGACAGCAACAGCUCAAGAUGCUAAUUUUCAGAUUUUUCCAAUUGCUUUCGCCGUGGUUGAUAUAGAGAAUGAUGAAUCAUGGGAAUGGUUUUUCAAGCAACUCAGCUGUGUGAUACCAGAUGAUGAAAGCCUUUCCAUUAUUUCUGAUAGGCAUCAAUCCAUUGGGAAAGCUAUUAAAAAGGUCUAUCCGAAGUCUAGUAGGGGAAUAUGUACAUACCAUAUGUACAAAAAUAUUUUGGUCCGGUUUAAAGGUCGAGCAGAAUUUGCUUUGGUUAAAAAGGCGGUGAAUGCUUGUAGACUUAUCGACUUUCAAACCACAUUUGAUCAGAUAGAAGCCAUGAAUCCAACACUACAUGAGUACCUCGUAAGGGCUGAUGUGCGUAUGUGGACUCGUGUACAUUUCCCAGGUGAUAGGUACAACUUUCUUACAAGCAACAUUGCAGAAUCAAUGAAUAAUGUCAUGUCACAUGCUAGGAGUUAUCCUAUUGUACAACUAUUGGAAGAAAUAAGGUCCAUGAUGACUAGGUGGUUUUCAGAUAGGAGGAGUGAUGCAUUGAAGAUGACCACAGUUUUGUCACGUGGUGUAGAGAAAAUUCUCCAGGGUCGUGUGGAUUAUGCUAAGUUACUUACUGUCCAAGAUAUCGACGAACACCAAGUACAAGUAACAAGUGGAACAUCUCUGCAUGUUGUCAAUUUGAGAGAUAAAAAGUGUACGUGUCGCAGGUUUGACUUUGAGAAGCUCCCUUGUGCACACGAAAUUGCGGCCGGUGAAUACAGAAACAUCUCUCGCAUAUCAAUGAGUCAUCCUUAUUAUCGAAAAAAUUAUGUGUACACUUCCUACGCGAAUGCCAUCAUGCCAAGGGAGUUUGAUAAAUCUGUUCCAGGACAUGUUAUAACGAAGGUAUGUUCAGCACCGAUCCCUAAACAACAACCAGAUAGGCCAAAAAAUUCAAGAAUUAAAUUCGCAUUGGAGAUUGCAAUGGAAAAGAAGAAACCAAGAAAACUAUACACAUGCGGUAAUUGCAACCAAGUAAGACACAACCGUAAGACAUGUACUCUAUAA
Messenger RNA from Camelina sativa (false flax), 1335 nucleotides. RefSeq lists its product as uncharacterized. The record is from RefSeq and is a predicted model, not a curated record. NCBI's taxonomy places the organism in Eukaryota, Viridiplantae, Streptophyta, Magnoliopsida, Brassicales, Brassicaceae. Gene Ontology annotation, molecular function: zinc ion binding.